Messenger RNA from Dichotomopilus funicola, 1116 nucleotides. RefSeq lists its product as uncharacterized. Lineage: Eukaryota; Fungi; Ascomycota; Sordariomycetes; Sordariales; Chaetomiaceae. The coding region runs from base 1 to 1116 and encodes 371 amino acids. The record is from RefSeq and is a predicted model, not a curated record. The transcript has 2 exons. Gene Ontology annotation, molecular function: metallopeptidase activity.
AUGAAGGUAUCAUUUGCAUGUCUGGUCGGUGCCGCACUCAAUGCCGGGUUUGCCCUGGCGAGCGGCCGGUCCUGGCAGCCCGCCAAACCCGCAACCGCAGCCGUGGGCAAGCGGUCCUACGUCAUUAACACGGACCGCACCGAAGGCGACCGGAUGCCGUGGCCCAACCGCAAGAUUCGCUACUGCUACGAGAAUGACGAGGCACAAGAUGCCCUGGAGACAAUUCUCCGCGCCGGCCUGGAUAUAUGGCGAAACGUGGGACUCGGCAGCGAGUUCACCAUGGUCCAGAUCGACCGCGAUGAAUGCAGGGAGAAGCGCUGGGACACGCUGAUGAUUUACUGGAGCGGCGACAACGGCGGAAUGGCGACAUUCGCGGGCCUCCCCAGGGAGGAUUCCCCGUAUCGCGAGACGAAAAACCCCGAGGCCCGCGCCCGGAUGAUCCUCACCACCAGCACCAGCAUGGGCAUGCUGGACCAGCAGAAGAACUUUGCCCACGAGAUCGGUCACGCCUGGGGCCUGUAUCACGAGCAUCAGAACCCGGCGUUUUGGAGCAAGCCAAGUAUCGUCAACGGCCGCGGGGGCACGGUGUUCGGCCCGGAAAACGACGGCAACUGGCGCUGUGAGAACUUGAAGGACUAUGAGGUCAAAGUCCACCGCGGACUCAUCGUGCAGAACCCGGGCAAGCCGGCUGGCGACAGGGUAACGGGCGAUUUGCUGUGCAAGGACCAAGUUUAUGCGAGCAAUUCCGACUUCAGCGCUGGUGACUAUCUCCCGAUGCCCAAGGACGUGGGCUCGGCGGACACCGAGGGCAUGGACGGGGAGAGUGUCGACUGGGGCUCGAUCAUGAUUUACCCUUCGGGCGCCGGCGGCCGAGGCGAUGCGAGUCCCGGCAAUGACCAGCGUCUGCCAAUCUUGCUUGACCACAACGGCGACCCAAUUAAGAUCAGCGAGGGCCCUACCCAGCGCGACAUUGCGGCCAUGCAUAAGCUGUACGGUCGCAGUAAGAGUGCGGUCACGAAAGACUUGCUGCAGAAGGCGGGCGGGAAGGUGACCGAGGGGUUCAAGAAGAUAUACCCUAAGAGCCAGGGCAAUAGCGGUGGUUCAGCCUGCCUGUAG